AUGGAUAAGUUUAAAAAAUGCAAAAGGAAAAAUUUGGGGAGUUUGAAGAAGACGAAGAGUUUUAUUAAAAAAAAAAAAGACCGUUCGCACGUGAGUAGUAAGGGGAACAGCGCCACGAAGGACUUAAUCACAAACGUAAUUAUAAAAUAUGUGAACCAGAGGAAAUAUGAAAAGCAAAAAAAUGGAGAAAACUUGGAAAAUGAACACUAUAGGGAAUUGUUUGCAGACGAAAAUGCAAGCGAAAUAUUGAAGGAACGAUUAUUUGGGAAAAAAGAAAUUGGAGAGAUAGAUAUCCUUAAAAAUUGCCUCCUCUUUAAUGAAAAAAAUGAACUUCUCCAAAAAAUAAGUUACACAAUUCUAUAUGAUGUUAUAAAAAAAUGUAUAGACCACGAGCAUGUUUUGAUGAAGGUGGAAGAAUUAGGAUUCACAGCUGAAAAUAUAAGAGACAAAAAUGACGAACAUGUGAACAUAAGCGCCAAGUACAAAGCUGAAGUUUUUUUUCUGUACAUAUAUAAGAAUUUAAAAGCUAUAAAAAUUACAAAAAAUUUUCAACUGCUCUGUAAAUUUAUGAGUGUGAUGAAAUUUGUGACGAAUAUAAUGCCCUAUAUGUACAAGGUAAAAUUUUUAUUUUCACUUUGCUCUAUUUUUAAUAUAUACCAGAAGGAGUGUGAGAACAAUAAGGUGCAGCCAACGGUGUUGGGCAUCAACAAAAGGGGGGGUCACAAACAGGGCGAUAAUGGAGCCACACAGAAUGACACCCUUUUUGUCAAUUCGGAUGAGGAAGACGAAUUUUUCCAUCUCUUUUUUGAGCUCCUGAAUGAGUUAAUAAAUCUGAAUGAGAAUUAUAACACAUAUGAUGAUUACUACCAGAUGUUUAAUUUCUUCAUCUUGAGGUGGAUAUUAGUCUAUUUCCAAAAUAAGCACCCUUUUUUUGCCAAGGGGAAGAUGGUGCAUUCUUUGUCCAAGGUGAAGUACGUCAUGCUUUUAUUCACGCUGUUGAAGAAGCUACACGAAAGUGCAAACGAUAUGGCGGAUCGGGAGAGGAAGCUCAGAGAAGGAGGUGGAAAUGCUCUAAGUGGGGCCCAUAUGGGGAUGAAUAAUCAAGGUGCAGAGGUAGAGUAUAUUACUUACAACCAAAUGGAAGAAGAAAAUACAAAUGCGCUUCUUUUUCCGAAUGACCAGCCGACCUUCUUUAAACACGGAGCGUCCCACCCAAGUGAAGCAACCCUUUUAGACAUGUUGCACCAGAAUGAAAAUUUAAAAAAUGAAAAAAUAAAAAAUAAAAAAGACGAAAUAAAAACCAUGUUGGAGAGCUUUUAUGAUAAGGUGGAUUUGCGCAUGGAAAGGGGGUUCAAAGAAGUGAAGGAUACCAUGAAUACUCUAACGCAGAGUGUAUUUAUGACGGCAUACAGCUUAAUCUGCAGCAUGCAUAUCGUGCAUAGACACAUCGCAUUGCUGCAUUUUUCUUUUAAUUUUUUAAAAAUGAAAGUUUUUGAGUAUUCCUACUUUAUAAUUUUUAAUGCAUUCCAAUUGCUUAACAAAUUAUUAACAGUCCAGAAUUUUGCCAUUCAUCCGAUGAUCUUUUUGGCCACCCAAGAAGUUUUCACCUUUUACGAAAACGUUGUCAUUAAUUUGUAUAAGGGAAAAAGUGACUCUCAGGAGGAGUUUUAUCAAUUUUGCGAAAAGUUCAAUUCCAAGCACAGUGGAGUCUAUUCAGCCAUUUUGAAAAGAAUUUGGAGCUUGUACAUGCUCAUAAUUUCGGAUGAAUAUGUUACAAAGGAGAAAGGAGGAGGAACCCCCAGUGAGGAGAACACUCAUUUUAUCCUUAACAAGAUAGAAGAACAAUCUUACACACCACAAGAUAGCAAUAAAUUAACAACUGUGUUAAGGAUCACCGAUUUAGACUUCCCACCAGAGUACAAAAUUAUCAUCCUCAAAUCUGCAGAUGAGACAUACAAAAAUUGCCUGACGAAUUGUCUAUCUAAGAUAUUCCGCAUACUAAGCUUCAGCACCUUUUUCGAAGAAUAUUUUUUUUUCUCCAGCAGAGAGUUGCUAUCUAAGGAUGUCUUUAUACUAAACAGAGUUUUAAAAGAUACUAACAAAACGUAUUAUGGAGGAAAUUUCAAAUUCCUGAUAAAUUUUUUCUACCCUUUACUUAUGCAUUUCAUCGAUUUGUAUGAAAAGGAAGAAGAGUACAGCAUUAAGAAGAAGUGCUUUUUAAGUUAUAUAAAAAAUAUAUUGGUCCAUUUUUCGCGGGCAUUAAAUGACUGUAUCAAUUUGUACUACUUCCUAUCUACCAACCUGGAAGACUUAUACAUAUUAGUAACCAAGUUCACCAAUUGUAACGACUUCUACUUGUUACCAUUGUUUGUUAACUUUUUCGAAAAUUUUUAUUUGUCCACUCUAAAGGCGAAUGGUCAAGGAGCGCAGUGGUCCCCCCAAAGUGCAGAUAAUGACAAAGAGAGGAAAGAUAUUAAAUGCAAAUAUAGCCUCUUAAAUUUAGAGAAAAAUAAUUUCUUCUUAAAUAACAUAUCCGACAAUUUGCUGAAGAUAUUUUUGCCAAGAUUUAUAUCCAUAGUGACGUCUCAUUAUGAGCAGAAGUUUGCCAACGUUGGUUUGCAGUCGAGUGAUAAUAGGGCCAGUGUAUCCAUGGUCAUUGAAAGCUUCUCAAAUUUGUUACACGUUUCUUUACAUUUUUCUUCCGACGCAAAUUUGAGUGAAGUUUUAAAUUUGCUGGAACAGCUUAUCCUAAGGAACGAAAUUGAGAAGGAAAUUUAUUCCCUCAUUAGCAUAAUCAUUGUGUUGAAAAUUUUGACUCCAUUUUUUACCUAUGAAGAGCUUACUCUCUGCUCUUUGUAUUAUCAGAAGUUGCUGGAUAUGGUGGGCCAACUGAUCAGUAGGAAAAUUUCCACAACGGGGGCAAUUAUCGGCUUGAAGGGAAAAAGAGCGGACGGAGGGCGCCGCCUCCAAGGGGAAAAACGUACAGGAGGAGACAAUCACCAAUUAGGAAGCGCAGAACACAGUUGUUACGUCAAUCCCAUCAAUGUAAAUACAAAUGUUCAGUUUGAACUUCCAACCCAGGUGAAUGGAGAAAUGUGCGAAAUUGGAAUGAGUAGUCAAAAUGACCUUGCGGCGCUGAGAAAUAAUGGAAACUAUGGCAACUUGAUGGAAAAUAACUGCGUUAGCGCCCCAGGUGAAGAUGCGCCUCAUGAGAAGGCUAACCAUUGUGAAGAGACAUACAUCUCUGCGUGUAACAAACCCAGACGAAAUUCCAAGAAAUCCAAGCAAAGGGGAAACAAGGACCAAAAUGGUAUUGGUAAGAAGGGAAAAAUUAAAGGCCUCAUUAAGAAGGAAAAGCGAAAAGACAAUUCAGCACAAAAGGAAAAGGCAAGAAGAACAAAAAUUACAAAAGAGUUAAAAAUGGACAUAGAAAAAUACAAAUUUGUGAGGAUCCUUAUAUAUGACAAUGUUGCGGCGCUGUUUAAAUAUUUCGGUAAUAUUUUUUCAAAAAAAAAUAUUUCCAGUGGUGGUGGGGUCAGUAAGAAUAUGGGCCACACGGCCAGUGGGACAUUCGAGACCGUGCAAAAUGGCAUGCACCCCAUGAGCAAAAACGAGAUGCUCAUUCUUAGCAACAUAUAUAUGAACGGCAAAGUGGUUCAGAACAAGCUCCCCAUUAUGAUAACAAAGGAGAACAUCCUUCCGUUUUUCGACAGCCUGGACCACUAUAAUAUAAAUAAAUAUAUUAAGAAGUUUUACGUGUAUUUAAAUGGCCUAACGUUUUAUCUAAAAGAAGGGAAACUUCUCGAUAGGGAUUACUGCCAUGAAUUAUUUUUUGAAAUUCUGCCCCUCAUAAUGAAGGCCUUAUUUUAUAUCAACAAAAAGUUUACCACCAAGUUGAGGAGAAAUAGCCUCUUCGAACAUAUAAUCCAGUUGGGAUCAUCAAAUUUGAAGACAUUAUUUCUGCACGUGACACCGGGUUUGUUGGUGGAAGAAACAAGUUGCAAGAAGAUAGCCAUCUACCUUCUCUACUUGCUUGUAAGAAGGUACAAAAUUGAGUAUGGGGACCAGGUUCAGUUAUUCAGUGUAUGCGUGGCCUUAUCGAACAAUAGUGAAAAGAGCCUAUUAAAAAUUUUCGUAAAAUUUUUGCUAACAUGUGUGCAACAUUUUAGAAAAGAGGUUGUCCUAGGGGAUAUUACAGAGCUCAUGAAUCUCCUUAAUACCAUUGCACAAAUGAAGAAGGGGGUUAACUACCUCAUUGAGAAAUUUCUAUAUUUAUUAUAUCACAUUGUAAGCGAAUCCGAACAAGGAACUGAACACAAGGAGAAACCAUACGAUGUAAUUAUGAAGUACUUGUCCAAGGCGAAUAGGAAAAUAUUCAACAAAAUGGUACAGAAGAAAGGGCUCCUCGAUAGUGGAAGUGGGAGCGAUAGAUGCAAUGAUGAUGAUGGUGUGCGUAGAAGGGGAAUGACGAACAAUCAGGGAAGAGACAAACUGAAAAGCAGAAGUGCGCACACAGCGGCGACCUCAUCAGACGAAGGGUCGUCCGUCAUGUCUUAUGCCAUGUCGGAAGAUGAUGCGUUGUCUGAAUCGAGCGGAGCAAGUACCUACAACCAUGAUGAGCGUGAGGAGGGAGCAGCUCUGCAAAACAAAGGAAGAAACAAACGCGGUAAAAAAAAUACGAACCAGACGAACAGGCGUAAUAUGAAGGGAAAAAAUCAGAACAGCAGUUUAAGCACGUUUUUUGAUAAUUUAAAAAGCAUGCGGGGACAGAAGGAGACUAACUAUAUCAAAAACGCCGUGGACAACAUACUGCAGAGUCAAAAUAAAAAAAAAAAAAAAAAAAAAAAGAGAGAGAAAGGGAAAGAGGAAGAAACCAAUUUCAAAAUGAACAGAAACGUAAGUGAUGUACUCAACAACUUGGGAACUUCCCUUUUUAAGAGCAAAGCAAAAUUUAACAUCCCCUUUUCGAAUGAAAAGGAAAUAAACGACUUAUUUGGCGAACAGUAUUUCGUUAAGCGAGGUUUGAGGAAGGAAAAGAGGAAGGCAAGUGGAGGAGGAAGUCAGCCUAUCCACCCUAACUCCGACUAUGACAAUAGCGAUGGUGAUGAAGACAAGGGAGAUGAUGCAAAUGUAGAAGUAGGUUUAGAUGGAAAGAUAAUUAUCCACACGCCAAAUGCAAAUUCGCAGAAUGCUAGAAAUAAAAAGAAAGACGAUGCAAUUAGCAAAAAGUAUAACGCGUUGAGUGAGAAGCAAAACAUGCAUGCCAAAAUGAAGUUACACAACAGAGCGAAAAAUAAAAAAAAAACGAACAACUUUGUCACAGCAGAUAAAAAGGCAUACACAUCGAAGAAAGGAAAGGGGGACAUCAUCAAAAAGGACAAACUACUUCCAUACUCGUAUGUUGAGUUGAAGCCAAUUAUGACCAAAGACAAAUUUAGGACGAAAACGAUGCACGCAUUUCGAUCAAUUAAAAAUAAUUCCAAAAGGAGGGCAAAGAAGGGGAAAAAGUGA
This is a messenger RNA of Plasmodium knowlesi strain H, 5511 nucleotides long. RefSeq names its product conserved Plasmodium protein, unknown function. The transcript has a single exon. The coding region runs from base 1 to 5511 and encodes 1836 amino acids. The record is from RefSeq and is a predicted model, not a curated record. NCBI's taxonomy places the organism in Eukaryota, Apicomplexa, Aconoidasida, Haemosporida, Plasmodiidae.